AACAUGACUGGACGCGGCAAAGGUGGCAAAGGUCUUGGAAAGGGUGGAGCUAAGCGUCACCGAAAGGUUCUUCGAGACAACAUCCAGGGAAUCACGAAACCGGCCAUCCGUCGUUUGGCACGUCGAGGAGGCGUUAAGCGCAUCUCGGGCCUGAUCUACGAAGAGACUCGCGGCGUGCUGAAAGUGUUCCUGGAGAACGUGAUCCGCGAUGCGGUCACCUACACCGAGCAUGCUAAGCGCAAGACGGUCACCGCCAUGGACGUCGUAUAUGCUCUGAAGCGUCAGGGCCGUACGCUGUACGGUUUCGGCGGUUAAAAGAACCCUACGAUCGAAAUUUCGCAGCUCAACGCAAAAACGGCCCUUUUCAGGGCCACCACAGAUUACGUAAAGGAUCGCUACUCUUCUGCUAUAUUAGGCUCUCUUUGUGGAUUGCUUUAUUCUUCGCUAUAUUUGAAUCGUUCGUUUGGUUUUCUUAAGCGUGAAUACGAGAAUCAAUGUAAGUAUGGCCAAUGGAAACUUCGAAUGAAACCACGCUGCAAGCGGCUUUACGGUAGCCGGAGUUUGGUUGGUUGUGAGUAGGUUCUGAUGGUUCGAUUUACAAAAUCGAAUCGUUUUCCAGUUUCCGUAGCUCCAUGGGUUUAUGGGCUAAAAAAGCGAGAAUGAUUGAAAUCCUUAAAUAACAGGAGACGCCAAUUAAUGUGUAAAAACCGAUGCUCAUUACCGAUGAUGGCCAGCUGCGAGUGCGUGCGUGUGUGUUAGCUGAUAAACCAACGCCACUUAUCGCGAACAACGCCUGAAAAAAGUUAUUUCGUUCUACGUUCUUCGAUUUUAUUUCUCCGCGAGAACAAUAGGCAUGCAACCCAAAACAUUGAAUCUUUAAUUAUUUUAAUUAAAACAACUCAUCUUGUAUCGCAUGUUACUAUAUUUGCAUUGAUAUUUGCUAUCAGUUACAUUAAACAGCAGCAUAUGUUUACAUUUUCUUCACACAACUAAACAAUACGGGAUUUAUAAAAGGGCAGCCUGGUUUUUAUUACUUUCUACAAAAUUGUAACUUUUCGAUGAAAAAGUUUUCAUGAACGCGCUUGAAUGUGUUGGUGAAAAUUUGCUAAGAAACGAACGAACGCCUGAUCUUCUACAGCCAAUGGAAUGUGUGUAUUUCAUGGUAGAUCUGCGAAACGGAACGAGACUGUCUCUUUCUUACAUACAGAAAUAAAGCGCCGCUGAAGUGGAUUAAUAUUACAGAAUUUUCGCGGCCGGAGCCGGCCGGCCGGUCAUGCGUCACGCUCAAUCGCAUGGGGAACCAAUUCCACCCAAGCUAAAUCACAUCUCUCUCGCUCUGUCUAUUACGUAGCAAACUCAGUUGUUUUUCGCGCCUAAAUUUACGACCGUAUUGUUGCUCUAUAGUAUUGUUGGUGUAGCCGAAACCCCCGACGCUUGAGUGAAGCGGUUUUAA
Messenger RNA from Anopheles bellator, 1453 nucleotides. Its product is annotated as histone H4. Lineage: Eukaryota; Metazoa; Arthropoda; Insecta; Diptera; Culicidae. Gene Ontology annotation, biological process: nucleosome assembly. Gene Ontology annotation, cellular component: nucleosome. Gene Ontology annotation, molecular function: structural constituent of chromatin; DNA binding; protein heterodimerization activity. The record is from RefSeq and is a predicted model, not a curated record. Bases 4 to 315 code for a protein of 103 amino acids. The transcript has a single exon.